AGCUCUCAAGGCAAAGUAUUCAAGUUCUUUUUCAAUGGUAGGACGGUACACUGUGCUGGAAAUACUGCAGUUCUUUCGUUAAAAAUGUGGAGACUUUUAAUGUUUCCCAGCAGAAAACAAAGGAAAGCGGGAAACGAGCUGCCAUGGAAAGAGAACCUCCAUAAUGAUGAGUUUGAAAAGGAUGAAGGUAUUGUGAAAGAAAUAGAUAUAAGCAACCACGUGAAGGAAGGCUUUGAAAAAGCAGACCCCUCUCAGUUCGAGCUGCUCAAAGUGUUGGGCCAGGGUUCUUAUGGGAAGGUUUUUCUUGUCAAGAAAAUAAAAGGCUCUGAUGCUGGUCAGCUGUACGCCAUGAAGGUGCUGAAGAAAGCUACUCUGAAGGUGCGUGAUCGAGUCAGAUCCAAAAUGGAACGUGACAUUUUAGCGGAAGUGAAUCAUCCCUUUAUAGUAAAGUUGCACUAUGCAUUUCAGACCGAGGGGAAAUUGUAUCUCAUCUUAGAUUUUCUAAGAGGUGGUGAUCUUUUUACAAGACUAUCCAAAGAGGUGAUGUUUACAGAAGAAGAUGUGAAAUUCUAUUUAGCUGAGCUGGCCUUGGCUUUAGAUCACCUCCACGGCCUUGGAAUAAUUUACAGGGACUUGAAACCAGAAAAUGUACUUCUGGAUGAAGACGGCCACAUCAAGAUAACGGAUUUCGGGCUGAGCAAGGAGGCCGUCGACCAAGAUAAGAGAGCCUAUUCUUUCUGUGGGACGAUAGAGUACAUGGCCCCUGAAGUAGUUAACCGACGAGGUCACGCACAAAGUGCAGACUGGUGGUCCUUCGGAGUUUUAAUGUUUGAGAUGUUAACCGGAUCACUGCCUUUUCAAGGGAAGGACAGAAAGGAAACCAUGGCACUUAUCCUCAAAGCCAAGCUGGGAAUGCCACAGUUCUUGAGCCCAGAAGCCCAGAGCCUUUUGCGAGCACUUUUCAAGCGGAAUCCUUCCAACAGACUAGGUGCGGGGCCUGAUGGAGUGGAGGAGAUCAAGCGUCAUCACUUCUUUGGAACUAUAGACUGGAAUAAGUUAUACAGGAAAGAGAUCAAACCACCAUUUAAACCCGCUGUAGGAAGACCUGAGGACACAUUCCACUUUGACCCUGAAUUCACGUCAAGAACACCAACUGACUCGCCUGGCCUGCCUCCGAGUGCCAACACACACCAGCUUUUCCGAGGCUUCAGCUUUGUUGCCACCAAUCUGGGCCAGGAUCAAUCACAAUCCGAAUCCCGGAAGCUCAUCGAGCAUUCUAUUGUGCAGCAGUUACAUGGGAACAGCAUUCAUUUCACUGAUGGCUACGAGCUAAACGAGGAUAUUGGUGUUGGGUCGUAUUCAGUAUGCAAGCGGUGCGUUCACAAAGCCACGUCAGUGGAGUAUGCCGUCAAAAUUAUCGACAAAAGCAAAAGAGAUCCAUCAGAAGAAAUUCAAAUAUUACUGCGAUAUGGACAGCAUCCAAACAUCAUUACCUUAAAAGAUGUGUAUGACGAUGGGAAAUAUCUGUAUCUUGUCAUGGAACUUAUGCGAGGAGGAGAGCUUCUUGACCGGAUUCUGAAACAGAAGUGUUUCUCGGAGAGAGAAGCCAGUGCUGUGCUUUACACCAUUACAAAGACUGUGGAGUACCUGCAUUCUCAAGGAGUUGUCCAUCGAGACUUGAAACCAAGUAACAUUCUGUACGUGGAUGAUUCGGGAAAUUCAGAUUCCAUCAGGAUCUGUGAUUUUGGUUUUGCAAAGCAGCUUCGGGCAGAGAAUGGCCUACUGAUGACCCCUUGUUACACGGCCAACUUUGUAGCACCCGAGGUACUAAAGAGGCAAGGAUAUGAUGCGGCCUGUGAUAUCUGGAGUUUAGGGAUUUUACUAUACACUAUGUUGGCAGGGUUCACACCAUUUGCAAAUGGACCAGAUGACACCCCGGAGGAAAUCUUAGCACGCAUCGGAAGUGGGAAAUACGCCCUCACUGGUGGGAACUGGGACACUGUUUCUGAUGCUGCCAAGGAUAUGGUGUCUAAAAUGCUACACGUCGACCCUCAUCAACGGCAUACAGCAAUGCAGGUACUGCGACACCCAUGGAUUGUGAAUCGGGAAUUCCUAUCACAGAGUCAGCUUAACAGGCAGGAUGCUCAGUUGGUCAAGGGUGCAAUGGCUGCCACCUACUUUGCUUUAAACCGUACACCUCAAGCACCAAGACUAGAACCUGUGUUGGCUUCAAACCUGGCUCAGCGACGAGGCAUGAAGAGAUUGACUUCUACAAGACUAUAACAGUUGCCGUGAAGCAGCUCUAGGAAACCAAGAGUAUUUUUUUAUGUAAAAACAGAUAAUGGAUAAUAUGGACCUUCAUGACCAAUAAGUGACCACAAACGACCCAACGUACUCAUAGAGGUUGGGCCUAGAUUUGUCCAACUGUUGUUCAAAAACAGAUUAAAAAGAGACAUUGUAAAGGAUUAAGAGGAGACGACAGGAACACAUUUUUUUUCAAAAUAAUAGGCUUUCUUAUUUUUUUGCCUCAUAACAUUAGAAAAUGUGUGGCAAAAUGUGUGGUAAAACUACGCUUAACUCUUUCCUGAUUGACGAGAGAACAAUGCCCAUCUGAGGGGCUUGAAUGAAACAUGCGCGCUAGGGGCUCUAUAUACAGUAUGGCUCUUUCCUUACCCCUUGAUUCCGCUUCAAAAGGUAAGGUUUUAAAUGUGAGCCUAGCCCAUUACACUCAAGUCCUACUGGGCCCAAGAAGACUGUGUGGGUCUCCUGUUUGCAUUUGGAAGUUGGAAUCUGUUUCAGUGAGAUGAUAAUGGACUCAUUAAGUUGACAGUGCUUUCUUCAUUGAGACGUUCUCAUGUUUUGUAAUUGUAAAUUUUUAAAUGUCCCAACACAAUGUGAAAUAGAACAAAGCACAAUAUACUUUCAAGGUGUGGAAGGUCCUAAGAAGUUUGUAAUUAAUGGUGAGUCUUUGUGCAGUAGAAUGAGCUAGACCAUGCCACAGUAAAUAUGUACGAGCUAACAUAGAUUUGUUUCUAAGCGCCAUAAAAUACACUUUGCACUAGAUAUUGCCUUGAUCUGUGGUGCUUUACAACCUGCAUAAGUUGUUGUAAAGGAAUGAUACAACUUAAUAUGGUAU
This is a messenger RNA of Callorhinchus milii (elephant shark), 3136 nucleotides long. It is a transcript of the gene rps6ka2, whose product is annotated as ribosomal protein S6 kinase, polypeptide 2. The coding region runs from base 85 to 2283 and encodes 732 amino acids. The transcript is spliced from 22 exons. Gene Ontology annotation, molecular function: ATP binding; ribosomal protein S6 kinase activity; magnesium ion binding. The record is from RefSeq and is a predicted model, not a curated record. Lineage: Eukaryota; Metazoa; Chordata; Chondrichthyes; Chimaeriformes; Callorhinchidae. Gene Ontology annotation, biological process: protein phosphorylation; intracellular signal transduction.